Messenger RNA from Vicia faba (fava bean), 306 nucleotides. The record is from the annotation of a GenBank genome assembly. NCBI's taxonomy places the organism in Eukaryota, Viridiplantae, Streptophyta, Magnoliopsida, Fabales, Fabaceae.
AUGUCGAGGGCUCAAGAUGGGAUUCUCAAGUAUAUGCUGAAGCUUAUGGAAGUCUGCAAAGCUCGUGGGUUUGUGUAUGGGAUCAUUCCUGAGAAGGGGAAGCCGCGAAGUAUGACCGCGGAGUGUCUUGCUAUGACUGAGGCUGAAAAUAACCGAAACGGGAAUUCUCAGAGCAUGCUCCAAGACCUGCAAGAUGCAACGCUUGGGUCACUCUUGUCUUCUUUGAUGCAACACUGUGAUCCUCCUCAGAGGAAAUUCCUCAUUGGAAAAGGGUGUUCCUCCGCCUUGGUGGCCGACUGGGAAUGA